This is a messenger RNA of Oryza sativa Japonica Group (Japanese rice), 2234 nucleotides long. RefSeq lists its product as uncharacterized. The record is from RefSeq and is a predicted model, not a curated record. Lineage: Eukaryota; Viridiplantae; Streptophyta; Magnoliopsida; Poales; Poaceae. Gene Ontology annotation, biological process: regulation of flower development. Gene Ontology annotation, cellular component: nucleus. Gene Ontology annotation, molecular function: protein binding; DNA-binding transcription factor activity.
CAUACUGUUAUCUCUUAAUGAUCAUGUGUUCAUGUGUUGAAUCAACUAGAUAGCAAUAUCCCUUUUUUCUCGCAAAAGAAAAUUACGACGUCUCGGUCAAAAACUGAUCUAGGAGUAAGGGGAAACUAAUCUUGGAGAGACAAAGGGCGGUUUAAUUGUUCGUUAGGAGCCGAAUUACGGCAUAGAACAUGCACAAAAAUAGGUGUUUUCCCCUUUUUUUUUCUUCUUUAGCUUUGGGCAUAUGUACUUACAUUUUCACCAUGUGACAUGUAAAUAUAUUUGUCCUUUGUCCUAAUUAAGUGCUACGGUUACUUCGCAUCUAGUUCUUGUUAGGUCUCCGGCUCUUAUGGCUCUAUAAUUAGCCUGGAUUAUUGCUUGGUCUUCUUGUUCAUGGGCUUAUAAAUAGAACACACUGCCAUUAGCAUGGGUCGUGAGCUUUUCUCCUCUUCAAAUUCCCAUUCCGUUGAUGAGCCUCUACCUUCUCAGUAUCAAUUUAGAGCAUUCCUUGGUGCAAGAUCCAUCAUGCUCGACGACGUCGACGACGAGCCUUUCGCCGAUGGCAUCUCGAGCCCGAUAGCGCAGCACAUCUAUGACUUCUGCGACGACGGCAACGGCGGCGACCUCUUCGCGGCGGUGAACGCGGCGGCGGCGGCAGGGUCGGACAUGUUCACGGCCUCCUCGGAGGACGCGUCCGCCUCGUCGUCGUCGACGGCCACCGCGCCCAUCGCCGGCGGCGGCGACACCCUGUCGCCGCCGCUGCCGUCGCUGGACUCCACGCUCUCGGCUCUCCUCGAGCAAGACGAGCCGCCCGGCGCCGACGGCGAGCUCCUCCUCCCCAUCGACGACUACGCGUUCUCCGCCGUCGACGAGACGCAGCCACCACCACCACCGGAGCAUCAGCAGCAGCAGCAAUUCACCCAGAUGCCUCUCCCGGUGAUGGGCGGCGCGGCGGCGGAGCACCCGGCGCUGCAGGCGCAGCUGAGCAGCACCGCCACCGAGCUGAUGCAGUACGCCGGGUUCACCGACGAGGUCUUCGCGGCGGCGUUGGCCGCUGGAGCCGGAGCUGGGGCGGGAGGGUACAUGGGCCUGGACGACCCGCUCUGCCCGCAGCAGCAGCAUUCCGGCGCGAUGCUCCCCGCCGCCGCCGCCGCCGGCGAGGCGUUCUUCAGCAAGGACGCGCACGCGGCGCAGGCCGCCUUCUUCGCCGCGGCCGGCGGCGGCGGCGGAAGCAUGGUGAUGUCGAUGAUGGGAAUGGACGAGAUCGGCGAGUACCAGCGGAUGAUGGAAUGCGGCGGCGCGCUUCUCGGCGCCACCCACGCCGCCGACGGCGCCGACAUGGCCUUCGGCAACGCCGCCGCCGCAGAGUUGCAGAUGGGCGGAGGCGGGAGUAGCCCAGCGCGGCUGCCGGCGACGGGGACGACGGAGACGACGAGCUUGGAGGACACGAGCUUCAAGACCGUCCGCCUCUCCAACGAGGAGAGGAAGGAAAAGAUCCACAGGUACAUCAAGAAGAGGAACGAGAGGAAUUUCAGCAAGAAGAUCAAGUACGCUUGCAGAAAAACCCUCGCGGAUAGCCGGCCUCGCGUCCGUGGUAGGUUCGCCAAGAACGACGACUACUGCGAGGCAUCCAGGUCGAUCGGCUCGCAGAAUCACGAAGAGUAUGAACAAAUUGGCGGCGUGAAGGGAGAAGACAUGCUUGAUUCUGACGCUCUAGCGCAUAUCAGCGGGAUGAGCUCAUACAUGUACAAUCACACAGUGGAAUCCUGGAUAUAAACUCAUACGACACAGCACUGAGAAACUCUCUCGAAUUGCUUUUUCUUUUUUUUUCCACCCUAUUUUGUGCAGAUUUAACCGGUCCUUUACUUCAAACCUCUGAAUAAUUUUGUAGAAAUUUGAUGUAUGUUGAUCAGCUGGAGUUGCUGUAGGGUCGGUCUGUUGUCAUAUCAAUCUGCUUUUCACUUGUUUGUCAUUCUUGCAGGUGAAUGAAAUAGAUAGAGUUAAUUUGCAUAAUUUGUAUAGAUACAAAUGUCGUGUGUACUUAACGAUGUUAGAAGGCAUUUUGAAAUGCCUAGUAUGUUUUGAGGUGGUCCUGGAAACGGUUGAGAAAAUUGGAGCAGGGAAAAUCAAUAUAGAUUUAGGCCUUUAGCAAUCUGAGGGUGUAAAGGAAAAGGAUAUAUUUGCAAAUGUUUGACGGUAUAAUACCUCUAUAUGAAUAUAUUAUACUAUUGACUUUA